CGACUCACCAAGGUUUAAGAAGGGUUUAAAGUUUACUAUUGGCUUAUUCUCCAAUCGAAAUGCCCACCCGGUCGUCUAUAUUUCACAUUUUUUUUUUUUGAUCACAUGAACUUCUACUUCGAAAAUUUUCUUUCCCCAUUUGCAUCUACUCUGUUAUUCGUCCUUCUCCAGUCUAUCUAUUCAACUAGGCUUCCCCUCUGCAUUAAACAUUUAUUCCUCACAAUUUGAUGUCCAGCACCAAAUCCCCCAUUUCUCUGAAUAUCAACAUUGGUCGCUUGACCCCCAAUCCAGUUUAUAAACCGAGAACUUUUUUACUAAAACCGCCCGAGAUUUCCACCGUUAUGUGGAAAAAUAUAGCAAAACUAGUCUCUUCCAGAACCCUCAGAACCCAAGAAUUUGGUUCCAUUUUUAAUCCUCACUCUCUACCUCGAACUUACAGUUUUCUUGGUUUUUCCCAAGAUUCUAUUUUUCCUCAGAAAUUCAAGUUUUCAACUCUUGACUUCAAUCCCUGCUCCGGCAACGGAUUUCUAGAACAGGGUUUUCGAAAAGUUGGUGAGUUUUCGACUAGGGAUGGGUUUUUGGCCAGGCCAAGUUUGAAUUUUGCGAGGAACCAAAUUAGCAUCAAUGGUCUGAGCCAGAAAAGCUACGCAAGUCUGGCCGAGGCGAUUGCAGUUUCAUCAACUGAUGUGGAAGAAGAUACUUCUGUAGUUGCCGCAGAUGAGGUUCAUGAAUUGUUGAGUGAAAUGAAAAAGGAAGACAGAAGGCAGAUGAGCUUUCGGUGGCGCAAGCAUCAUAGAGCAGUUUAUGGAAUGGGCAGUAAGAAGUACCAUGCGCUGAAAAGGAGGCAAGUGAAAAUUGAGACUGAGGCGUGGGAACAAGCAGCUAACGAGUACAAGGAGCUGUUGAAUGAUAUGUGCGAACAUAAGUUAGCACCAAAUUUGCCAUAUAUGAAGUCGCUUUUUUUGGGAUGGUUUGAGCCUUUGUGCAGUAAGAUUGCUGAGGAGCAGGAGUUAUGUAGGCUGCGGAAAAGCAAGGCUGCCUAUGCAAAGUAUUUUCAUCAGUUGCCAGCUGAUAUGAUGUCAGUCAUUACUAUGCAUAAGUUGAUGGGAUUGCUGAUGACAGGAGGUGAGCAUGGCAGUGCAAGAGUAGUAUCAUCUGCUUGUCUAAUAGGUGAUGCUAUUGAACAGGAGAUUAGGAUACACAAGUUUCUGGAGAAAACCAAGAAGAAAAAAAUAAAUGAAGAUAUGAAAAUGGAAGGAGAUAUGAGUACCAGUGUAAUUCAAGAACAAGAGAAACUACGGCGAACUGUUACAAAUUUGAUGAAAAAACAAAAGCUGCAUGUGGUGCAGCAGAUAGUGAAGGGUCAAGAUGAUUCAAAACCCUGGAGUACAGAGGUUAAAGCAAAGGUUGGGAGCCAUCUCAUCGAGUUGCUUCUGCAAACAGCAUACAUUCAGUCUCCAGCUGAUCAGUUAACAGACUGUCCACCUGAUAUUAGGCCUGCAUUUAUACACACAUUUAGAACUGUAACCAAUAAUACAAAGAGUCCUAGCAGAAGGUAUGGCAUCAUCCAGUGUGAUCCUUUAGUCCUCAAAGGCCUUGAGCGAACUGCCAGGCACAUGGUUAUCCCUUACAUGCCAAUGUUGGUACCUCCAGUCAAGUGGACAGGUUAUGACAAAGGUGGGCAUCUGUUUCUUCCUUCGUAUGUCAUGCGCACACAUGGUGCAAGACAGCAACGUGAAGCAGUCAAAAGGGCACCAAUUAAUCAGUUGCGACCAGUCUAUGAGGCCCUGGAUACACUUGGAAACACCAAAUGGAGGGUGAACAAAAGGGUCCUCAGUGUGGUAGAUAGGAUAUGGGCUAGCGGAGGUCGUCUUGGUAACUUGGUUGACCGCAAUGACAUCCCUUUGCCAGAGGAACCUGAAACGGAGGACGAAGCUAUACUGAGGAAGUGGAAAUGGAAAGUUAAAUCUAUCAAAAAAGAAAACAGUGAAAGGCACUCACAACGUUGUGAUAUAGAGUUAAAACUUGCUGUGGCCCGAAGAAUGAAAGAUGAAGGAGGUUUUUUCUAUCCACACAACCUUGAUUUUCGAGGCCGUGCAUAUCCAAUGCAUCCACAUUUAAAUCAUCUGGGAUCUGAUGUAUGUAGAGGUAUGCUUGAGUUUGCAGAGGGACGUCCUCUUGGAAAGUCAGGCCUGCACUGGCUGAAGAUACACUUGGCAAAUUUAUUUGCAAAUGGUGUAGAUAAAUUAUCUCAUGAGGCUAGAAUAGCCUUUACCGAAAAUCACCUGGAGGAUAUAUUUGAUUCAGCUGACAGGCCACUUGAAGGACGACGUUGGUGGUUAAAUGCUGAAGAUCCAUUCCAGUGUUUGGCUGUGUGUAUAAAUCUCUCAGAAGCCUUGAGAAGCCAGUCUCCUGAGACAACUAUUUCGCAUAUUCCUGUUCAUCAGGAUGGUUCCUGCAAUGGUUUACAGCACUAUGCUGCUCUUGGAAGAGACAAGUUAGGAGCAUCUGCUGUUAAUCUGGUGGCUGGAGAAAAACCUGCUGAUGUUUACUCAGGAAUAGCUGCUAGAGUUCUGAACAUCAUGAAGAGAGAUGCACAAAAAGAUCCUGCAGUUUUUCCAGAUGCAUUGCGAGCAAGGGUUUUAGUCAAUCAGGUUGACAGGAAAUUGGUCAAGCAAACAGUGAUGACCUCAGUGUAUGGUGUAACCUAUAUUGGUGCUCGUGAUCAAAUUAAGAGGAGAUUGAAGGAGCGUGGUGCAAUUGCUGAUGAUGCAGAGCUCUUUGGUGCGGCUUGUUAUGCUGCAAAAGUCACCUUGACUGCAUUAGAGGAAAUGUUUGAAGCUGCACGAAGUAUCAUGAGCUGGCUUGGAGAAUGUGCAAAGGUUAUUGCAUCUGAAAACCAGACCGUUAGGUGGAUGACUCCACUUGGACUUCCUGUUGUGCAGCCCUACCGUCAGCUAGGAAGGCAUCUUAUUAAGACUUCACUUCAGGUGUUGACACUGCAACGCGAAACAGAGAAGGUCAUGGUAAAGAGGCAAAGGACAGCUUUUCCUCCAAAUUUUGUCCAUUCCCUCGAUGGUUCACAUAUGAUGAUGACGGCAGUUGCAUGCAGAAAGGCAGGCUUGAAUUUUGCAGGUGUUCAUGAUUCUUAUUGGACACACGCAUGUGAUGUGGAUGAAAUGAACAGGAUACUAAGAGAGAAGUUUGUUGAACUCUAUGAAACACCAAUACUUGAGAAUUUGUUGGAGAACUUUCAAAAGACCUUUCCGUCAUUGUCUUUUCCAGCUUUGCCGGAGCGGGGUGACUUCGAUCUUAAAGAUGUUCUGGAUUCCACGUAUUUCUUUAACUGACACAAUAUAUCCAGGAAAUUGAAUGCCGGGCAUUUUAUCGAUACUAGAAAUGCACAUAGCAUCUCUAUGUUCAAUCUUUCCAUCAAUGAGGAUGAUGAAGAGAAGAUAAGAGCCUUCAACCAAAACACUGUACACCAUCAAUGAGCUGGCUCUGCAGUAUCUAAGCGUAAAGUUUGAUCAUUUCAGAGUCCACGGAUCUCUUAUACACUUGAGUGUUGGGAGUUCCUACACUCGGAUGGAUGUUUACAGGGAGAUGUGCAAGUUCAACCUAAACGGGUAUCAAGAGCUUUUGAGUGUUCUCAAGUUGAUGUCGCAUAGCUUCUGAAUAAGACUAUUAUAUGUAUGACCAAAGGAAAGCGCAAUAGUGUGCUUGCAUAGCGUUGUUUCACCGUAAAGGGCUUUUGCCGAAAGCCCAGGCGAUGAUAUGUGUAUAUAUUAUGAAUUCCCCGACGAGACGAGACGAGACUAACAAGAGACCGGAAAGCCGUAGGGAUGCAUCGAGGAAGUACCCACAAGGCGUCCGCCGUAUAUCCACAAUUUUGUUGUACAGCAGUAAUGCAGAUGCUUCUCAGGUGGAUUUACCAGCCUGCUUUACACCAUCUCUCCUCCUCGUGUUUUUGUAUAUAGAGCUGUAUAUUUGAGGCAAAGGGUCUUCGUUUCUUAAUUCUCUCAGAGUAGACCCAGAAACCACUAACUAUAGUAGUAGUGGUAGUAGUGUUUCUUUUCAACUGGCUUAAAAUUUACGGAUUGAUUGCCUCUUCUUUCAAAUAGAGGUAGUAGCGAUUUUACCCU
Coffea eugenioides is the source of this 4142-nucleotide messenger RNA. RefSeq names its product DNA-directed RNA polymerase 2, chloroplastic/mitochondrial. Gene Ontology annotation, molecular function: DNA-directed RNA polymerase activity; DNA binding. Gene Ontology annotation, biological process: mitochondrial transcription. NCBI's taxonomy places the organism in Eukaryota, Viridiplantae, Streptophyta, Magnoliopsida, Gentianales, Rubiaceae. Bases 228 to 3350 code for a protein of 1040 amino acids. The transcript has 19 exons. The record is from RefSeq and is a predicted model, not a curated record. Gene Ontology annotation, cellular component: mitochondrial DNA-directed RNA polymerase complex.